UAACCAAUGAGGGCGCGGGGGGAUUGCGGCCAAUGAGAGUGGGGGGACCCCCGGACACGUGGGCCAGGGAGCUGAGCGCUGAGUCCUAGAGCUAAAGCCCGGAGACCGAAAAAAUGCAGACCACCGGGGCACUACUCAUUCCUCCUGCUCUGAUCCGCUCUUGUACCAGGGGUCUGAGCAGGCCUGUGUCUGCCUGCUUCCUGAGUAGGCCAGAGAUCCCAUCUGAACAGCCUUCCUGCAGCAGCGUCCCACUCCCGGUGGCCAGGCGGCAGUUCCGGACCACUGUUGUCUUCCGGGACAUUGACACGGCGGCCAAGUUUAUCGGUGCUGGGGCCGCUACAGUUGGUGUGGCUGGUUCAGGGGCCGGCAUUGGAACAGUGUUUGGCAGUCUGAUUAUUGGCUAUGCCAGGAACCCGUCUCUGAAGCAGCAGCUCUUCUCCUACGCCAUUCUGGGCUUUGCCCUGUCUGAGGCUAUGGGGCUCUUCUGUUUGAUGGUCGCCUUCCUCAUCCUCUUUGCCAUGUGAGGCUCCAUGGAGGUCACCUAUCCACCCCUGCUGCUUCGACUCCAGGCCGUGCCCGGUGCUAGAGUAUGCUGAGCUUUACCAUUAAACACAAUGUUUCUCUAAA
Molecule: messenger RNA, 627 nt
Organism: Mesoplodon densirostris (Blainville's beaked whale)
Lineage: Eukaryota; Metazoa; Chordata; Mammalia; Artiodactyla; Ziphiidae
Gene: ATP5MC1
Product: ATP synthase membrane subunit c locus 1
Exons: 5
Coding region: 114-524 (136 amino acids)
Biological process (GO): proton transmembrane transport; proton motive force-driven ATP synthesis
Molecular function (GO): proton transmembrane transporter activity
Source: RefSeq, a predicted model, not a curated record